This is a messenger RNA of Hibiscus syriacus, 399 nucleotides long. RefSeq lists its product as uncharacterized. The record is from RefSeq and is a predicted model, not a curated record. Bases 1 to 399 code for a protein of 132 amino acids. Gene Ontology annotation, molecular function: nucleic acid binding; RNA-DNA hybrid ribonuclease activity. The transcript has 2 exons. NCBI's taxonomy places the organism in Eukaryota, Viridiplantae, Streptophyta, Magnoliopsida, Malvales, Malvaceae.
AUGUCAGCUUUGGAGUCUACGCUUUGCUCCCAGGCUCAGCUGCAGCCCCCCUGUACCACAGCUUGUCUCAACUGUUUCUCUUUCGAACAGCCAGCCAGGGGUGCUUACUUGGAUCUCUUACUUGCUUGGGACGUGGGUUUCCGUCGCGUUGUGCUGCAAGUUGAUAGCUUGGAUGGUCGUCAUUAUCUUCGUAAUGAUUCUUCCGUCAUUCACAAUUUGAAGUGGCACUUUGAAGAACUUACACAGAGGAAUUGGAUUGUUAAAAUUCAACACGUUCUUCAUGAAGGAAAUAAGAUGGUCGAUGCGCUUGCCAAGAUUACUAGUUUUGCGACUACCGUUUUUGCUGAUCCUCCUUUACCAGUUAUUUCCCUCUUACAUGCUGAUAUUGCAAGCUCUUGA